Messenger RNA from Dreissena polymorpha, 2310 nucleotides. RefSeq names its product SCO-spondin-like. NCBI's taxonomy places the organism in Eukaryota, Metazoa, Mollusca, Bivalvia, Myida, Dreissenidae. The record is from RefSeq and is a predicted model, not a curated record. Bases 133 to 1884 code for a protein of 583 amino acids. The transcript has 15 exons.
AAGGAUUGCUUAUAUAGCUAAAAAAUACCUCCGCAUUUGACUUGAGCGUGGAUGGUCGAGUGGAAAAGUCGGGAAACACUUUACUCCAAGCUUCCAUGACUCUAGGGGUCAGUGGUUCGAGCCCUGUGGAGAAUGAAAGUUCCUACAGCAUUGGUUGCGAUCUGGUUAAUCUACAUAUUCGGGCAAAAUGUUGAAGCGCUGACCUGUCUGAAGUGCGACUACGUGGUGAUGCCACGACACUGUAAAACGGUUAUCUCAUGUCCGGAUGAUGAUUCGUGCUUUGUUGAGAGACAGACAAAUGCCUUUGGUGAAAUAGGCUUCAACCUUGGAUGUCUCGCAAAACGUUCGUGCAGAAAUUCAACCUCCAGUUCGAGUCAUUGUACCAAGUGUUGUGACAGGGAUAUGUGUAACCAAGCCGGAUGCGGCGCAGAAGGAUAUCCUUUGCAACGUGGACCCGUGUGCUAUAGUUGUGCUAACCCGUUACCUGAAGGUCGUUGCCAUAAUAUUGACGUUUGUCAAGAAGGAGAGGUGUGCAGUAUUAAUGGUGAGGACGAUUUUGGAACAAUACUAUUUACAUCCGGCUGCAUGCCAAAAGACCACUGCGUCUCCCACCCUGAAGGCGUUCUUAUUGGUAGACGCAGUCAAAUAAACUCCACUCUAACAAGGUCACAUGGUCUGCAUGGUUGUUUCCACUGUUGCGAUGUUGACCUGUGUAACAAAAAUUGCCAAACUAGAGUGGACGGACAAUGGGGUGCAUGGACUGCAUGGUCACUUUGCACAUCUCACUGUAACCAGACACGGACUCGAGCUUGCAACAAUCCAGCACUGCUACACGGCGGGACAGAUUGCCCAGGCCUUUCGACGCACACACAAGGCUGUUACACAGACCAAUGUCAAAUGGACGGACAAUGGGGUGCAUGGACUGCAUGGUCACUUUGCACAUCUCACUGUAACCAGACACGGACUCGAGCUUGCAACAAUCCAGCACCGCUACACGGCGGGACAGAUUGCCCAGGCCUUUCGACGAACACACAAGGCUGUUACACAGACCAAUGUCAACUGGACGGACAAUGGGGUGCAUGGACUGCAUGGUCACUUUGCACAUCUCACUGUAACCAGACACGGACUCGAGCUUGCAACAAUCCAGCACCGCUACACGGCGGGACAGAUUGCCCAGGCCUUUCGACGCACACACAAGGCUGUUACGCAGACCAAUGUCAAAUGAAGGAUUGCUCCGUACUACUAAGCAGUGGCGCUGCUCGUCUCAGUGGCGUGUACAACAUCACCACCCCUCUCACGCACACCAAUAUUCAGGUGUACUGCGACAUGGAGACGGAUGGUGGAGGAUGGACGGUCUUUCAAAAGCGGUUCAAUGGCAGUGAGGAUUUCUAUCGCAACUUCAGAGACUAUGAAAACGGCUUUGGAUCAGUUCACGCUGAACACUGGCUUGGUCUUAAAUACAUUCACGAAAUAACUUCAAGUGCUUCUUAUCUACUCCGAGUUGACAUUGUUCAUCCGAAUGGAAGCAAGGGAUACGAUGUGUAUGGCGACUUCAGUGUGCAACCUGGAACUAACUACACUUUGAACAUUGGGUCGCAAUUACGGUCAAAUGGGGUGCUCAUUGAAUACUCAUUUAUCAAAAGUUUGAAGCUUGGUGCUAUCCCAGCCGGAAAUGCCUUCACUACGUAUGAUCAUGACGCUGACCGUGGUUCGCAUGGCAACUGUGCAGAAUUGUAUAAAGGGGGCUGGUGGUACAAUAACUGCUAUCAAUACAUCAAUCUGAAUGGACUUUACCUACCAGGACAAGUGGCUGGUUACCAAGCCAUGUGUUAUGACUCUUUCAUCGGUAUUGCCGCCAGCACCAUGAUGUUUAAAAGUGUGUGAUAAAAGUACGGAAUAAUAGUUCAACUGUGUAGAGCAAUCAUUUAGACCACUUACGAAACUGACCAAAUCCGAACACGGACGCGAUGUUUUAUUUUAGCUACAAUUAUCAACUAAAAUAACGCUUAUGUAUUUUUUGUUUAUGAUUUACAGUGAAAAUGGAACCGUUAUAUACCAAUAUUUAUGCAUACGGACGAAAAACAUGCACUGCAAAUAUCUCAAAUGAAACCAUAAAAUUGGCAGUGUCACACAAUUUACACUAAAUUUUAAACAUCGCAGCAAGAUACGUAUGAGCUAUGUGCUAUAAAACAACGAAAUCUCCUGACGACGUAAACAGUGUGUAGAACUUUUUUAAUUCAUAGAUAUAUAUUUUCUCCCUGUAAAUAUGCUUAAGCUGUCUGCUUUUAAACAAUAAACAGUAAAGUUUAA